GGUCCCAAAAAGGAGGUGGCUGAGUGCAAGGAGAAGUUUGCCAGCUCGGUGGAUCCAACAGUUAGCCAGACAUUUAUGCUGGACCGAGUGUUCAAUCCCGAGGGGAAGUCACUGACCCCCAUGCGAGGAUUCAAGUACUCCAGCUGGUCCCCUCUGGGCUGUGACGCCAACGGGAGGUGCCUGCUGGCAGCUCUGACCAUGGACAACCGCCUGACCAUCCACGCCAACCUCAACAGGCUGCAGUGGGUGCAGCUGGUGGACCUGACAGAGAUCUACGGGGAGCGACUGUACGAAGCCAGUUACAGACUGUGUAAGGGUGACACUCCCCGUGGGGAACUGGGAGACUUCCCGGAAUUCCAGCGUCGGCACAGCAUGCAGACCCCGGUGCGCAUGGAGUGGUCUGGGAUCUGCACCACGCAGCAGGUCAAGCACAACAACGAGUGCAGGGACGUGGGCAGUGUGCUCCUGGCAGUGCUCUUUGAGAACGGGAACAUCGCCGUGUGGCAAUUCCAGCUCCCGUUCCUGGGGAAGGAGUCAAUCACUUCCUGCAAUACCAUAGAGUCUGGAAUAAGUUCCCCCAGCGUGUUGUCCUGGUGGGAAUACGAACACAACAACCGGAAGAUGAGUGGACUGAUCGUGGGGAGUGCUUAUGGCCCCGUGAAGAUCCUUCCUGUCAACCUCAAAGCAGUCAAAGGUUACUUCACACUGAGGCAACCUGUGGUCUUGUGGCAGGAGAUGGACCAAUUACCUGUGCACAGUAUCAAAUGUAUCCCCCUCUACCACCCCUACCAGAAAUGCAGCUGUAGCUUGGUGGUGGCUGCGAGAGGUGCUUACAUGUUUUGGUGUCUCCUGUUGAUAUCCAAAGCUGGUCUGAACGUCCACAAUUCCCACGUGACGGGACUCCACUCCUUGCCCAUUGUCUCCAUGACUGCAGACAAGCAGAACGGCACGGUGUACACCUGCUCCAGUGAUGGGAAGGUGAGGCAGCUCAUUCCCAUCUUCACAGACAUUGCUUUAAAGUUUGAGCACCAGCUGAUUAAGCUGUCGGAGGUGUUUGGCUCCGUCAGGACUCAUGGAAUCGCCGUGAGCCCGUGCGGGGCGUACCUGGCCGUGAUCACCACGGAGGGCAUGGCCAACGGGCUGCACCCUGUCAACAAGAACUACCAAGUCCAGUUUGUCACCCUUAAGACUUUUGAGGAAGCAGCUGCACAGCUCUUGGAGUCUUCUGUUCAGAACCUUUUCCGGCAAGUGGACUUGACGGAUCUCGUACGCUGGAAAAUCCUCAAGGAUAAGCACAUUCCUCAGUUCUUACAGGAGGCACUGGAUAAAAAGAUUGAGAGCUGUGGUUCGACUUAUUUCUGGAGGUUUAAGCUGUUUCUCCUGAGGAUUUUGUACCAGUCGAUGCAGAAAGCUCCCUCAGAGGCCAUGUGGAGACCUUCACACGAGGAUGCCAAAAUCUUGGUAUCAGAUUCCCCUGGGAUGGGCAGCACUGAAGAUGAUCAAGAGGAAGGAACUUCCAAACAAGCCAGCAAACAAAGCCUGUGUGACACAGGCAGAGGGGUGGACACAGAUGACACUGCAGAGGAUUCUCUCCAUCAGUCAAGUGACAUUGGAGGCCGUGAACCAAUGGAAGAAAAACUACUUGAAAUACAGGCACAGAUUGAGGCAGUAGAAAUGCACUUGACACGGGAACACAUGAAACGGGUGCUGGGAGAGGUUUAUCUACACACAUGGAUUACAGAGAACACCAGCAUUCCCACCAGAGGAGUCUGUGACUUCCUAAUGUCUGAUGAUGGCUAUGAUGACAGAACGGCACGAGUGCUGAUUGGGCAUAUCCUAAAGAAAAUGAACAAACAGACCUUCCCAGAGCACUGCAGCUUGUGCAAGGAGAUCCUUCCCUUCACCGACCGCAAACAGGCUGUCUGCUCCAACGGGCACAUCUGGCUCAGGUGCUUCCUAACCUACCAGUCCUGUCAGAGUUUGGUGUACAGGAGGUGUUUGCUUCACGACAGCAUUGCACGACAUCCAACUCCAGAAGAUCCUGAGUGGAUCAAGAGGUUACUGCAAGGACCUUGCACCUUCUGUGAUUCUCCGGUGUUCUAGAGGAAAGCUCUGUAAAGAUUGAAAGUGUUUUCUCUACUGCAUAAGCUCCCUUCA
Acanthisitta chloris (rifleman) is the source of this 2157-nucleotide messenger RNA. RefSeq names its product general transcription factor IIIC, polypeptide 4, 90kDa (gene GTF3C4). The coding region runs from base 76 to 2103 and encodes 675 amino acids. The record is from RefSeq and is a predicted model, not a curated record. Gene Ontology annotation, biological process: transcription initiation at RNA polymerase III promoter. Gene Ontology annotation, molecular function: histone acetyltransferase activity; protein binding. NCBI's taxonomy places the organism in Eukaryota, Metazoa, Chordata, Aves, Passeriformes, Acanthisittidae. Gene Ontology annotation, cellular component: transcription factor TFIIIC complex. The transcript is spliced from 4 exons.